GUCACGAGCUGCUCCGCCUGUGAUUGGUUGGGUCUCCAGUGGGGUUUUAGGUGGGGUGUGUUGUUGCCUGCCAUCUGCAACAUCGCCAUUAGAUGGCACUAGAUCUCACUCUGUAAACGAGGGAAUGUUGGCCUGAAAUAUGUCAACAACGCAGAUCUACACAUCAUGCGCACGCAUCACGACCGCCUCUGGCUCCGCCGGUGAAGUAAAUCCAUGCGCUUUAGAGUCCGUGGCGCUGGCCGGCGCACGAGCCUCGUUUUCAUUCUGACGUCACAGCAGACGGAGGGGCGGAAACGACACGUUUGACCGGCUCUGUAUUUUAUUUUUAUUUUUUUAUCUUAUUAUUAUUAUUGUUAUUAUUAUUACGAAGGCGAAGAGAGUCGUGUUGUUUCUAUAUCGGUUCCGGGUUGGAAUUAAAAAAACAAAAACAAAUUGUGAGUCAUCGGAACCUGCUGCUUCUCUCCCCGAUGAGCAUGAGCCUGACCACCGAGCCCCCCAACGACGCCCCCGCUGUCACAGGAGAGCCGGAGGGCAAAAUGACCGCGGUCGAGAAGAAGGAGGAGAAGCCGGACGCAGUGGCGCAGGACGAAGAGGAGGAGGAGGAGGAAGAAUACGUGGUGGAGAGGGUCCUGAACCGGCGGGUGGUGAAAGGCAGAGUGGACUAUCUCCUCAAGUGGAAAGGCUUCUCCGAGGACGACAACACGUGGGAGCCGGACGACAACCUGGACUGUCCGGAUCUGAUCGCCGAGUUCCUGCAGUGCCAGAAGACGGCGCAGGACGGGAAGAGGAAGGCGGCCGGAGACGCGGAGGGAGACGAGAGCAAGACGAAGAAGAAGAAGGACGACGCGGAGAAGCUCCGGGGCUUCGCUCGAGGUCUGGAUCCAGAGAGGAUCAUCGGCGCCACAGAUUCCACCGGAGAUCUCAUGUUCCUCAUGAAAUGGAAGAACUCGGACGAAGCGGACCUGGUGCCGGCGAAGGAGGCCAACGGGAAGUGUCCUCAGGCGGUCAUCUCCUUCUACGAAGAGAGACUCACUUGGCACUCGUAUCCCACGGAGGACGAGAAAAACUAAACACGAGGGUCCCGGGGGGGGGGGUUUAAACUCCAGAGGGGUUCUGGAGGGUCGAGCGAGACCUCUUUGGACCCCUUGGUCUUGGUGCAUCACUCAUUAGAUUCUUUUAUCUGGAUGUUCUCCGACUGUCUGAAUGCUUCAGCUCUGCUCGACUAAACAACUGGAAUGUAAAACGCAGUGUUCAUUUUCAUCAGAGUGCCUUUUAAAAAGAUCACUCCGUGGUUCAUCGGUGCUUUUCGGAGGUCCGUCUCGGUGAUCCCGUUCCGUCUUUGUUCCAUCUUUUUGCCGUCUUUGUUCCGUCUUUGUCCCAUCUUUGUCCUGUCUUUGUCCUGUCUUUGUUCCGUCUUUGUUCCGUCUUUGUUCCAUCUUUGUUCC
This is a messenger RNA of Cyclopterus lumpus (lumpfish), 1445 nucleotides long. It is a transcript of the gene cbx1b, whose product is annotated as chromobox homolog 1b (HP1 beta homolog Drosophila). The coding region runs from base 468 to 1070 and encodes 200 amino acids. Gene Ontology annotation, molecular function: chromatin binding. The transcript is spliced from 7 exons. Gene Ontology annotation, cellular component: pericentric heterochromatin; nucleus. NCBI's taxonomy places the organism in Eukaryota, Metazoa, Chordata, Actinopteri, Perciformes, Cyclopteridae. Gene Ontology annotation, biological process: chromatin organization; negative regulation of transcription by RNA polymerase II. The record is from RefSeq and is a predicted model, not a curated record.